AUGGCCUCUCUAUUUUCCAAGCGUUUGAUAUGCUUUUAUUGUGGAAAGCGGUCCGCUCGCUCUCAUCGCGGGCCUGUUCGCAAUUUCCACUGUGAGCAUUGUGAGGCUGAUAACUACUUCGACGAGAAAGGAGAGAUCACAGACCCACCAGCUGUGGUCACCAACGCCGAGGUCUACGCGCCUGGCGCAUCAGACUCGCCCUUUGAAUCGACUGACUUCGGUGGAUCCCAGUCAUUUUGUGCCAAAUGUGCUCGGAAUCAGCAUUUAUUUACUAGCUCACUGGCGUCCUACUUCCCUCCCUCAGACGAUCCUACCGAUAGCGAAUACGAACGCGGGUAUGAGCAGUUCCGUAAAAGCCUGGAGGACCGAUACCCCCAGGUUUGCGAGUCUUGUGAACCCAUCGUGAAAUCCCGCAUCAGAAAGGCUGGCUACGAAGCGAAAUCGGAUCACCUCAGGCGCAUGAUGGAUCAAAGUCGAGCAAACCGAGAAUCGCGACAGGCGAGGAACCGAAGCUGGAGAAGCUUGCUGCUCUUUGUGGGUGCAUCUGCAUAUUGGGUUAGUAUUGCUGGUCAGCUAGCAUGGAACUUGAUCAGUGUGGCCACCCUCUCCCAGGUCUCGCAAAGCUUCGAUCAUUCACCCGACACCGGACGAUCUCCAAUGGCACCCAACUCCCUGGUCUCGUGCGUCAACCAGUCUCUCCGCUUCAGGCGCAUUCCCAGCGAAUGCUCUCCUGAUCUAGCACCAACUGCGGGUGUGGCAUUGAUUGCAGGUGCAGCUUCGCUCUGGUGGAAUCCAAAGCUGCGCAUGAAGAUAGACGGAAUGCCCGGCAAAUUUCGCGGUCUUGUAGAGUAUUACGAAGCCCAACUUAUCAUCAUGGUGGUACGAUGUGUUUUCUGGGCAGUGCUCAAGGAUCCGUCUGCCAGUGGGUUAGAACCCAAAUUGAUUCCAGCCGUCCAUGCUGUGAUGAUUCUUAUUACUGUUGUGUCGGUUUUGUUCUCUCGAUAUAUUGUCAGCUACUCUAGCCGUCCCCUCGUCAAUUGGUCUGAUAACAGCUGGGAAACUCAAUUUGAAUCUUCUAAGGCGUCUUCUGCACUCCCUGAGUCACUGGUGUCGACUCGCAUCACAAGAUCUGGCGGAACACCGAAGGCCAACAUUAGUGGAUUGCAGCAGCGCUUUCCGAUUGGCAAAUUGGCGCAGCCACAACCACAGUCACCCACUGAGCAGUCGCUUACGCUUACCUCUCAUCCUACGGAUAAUGAUGGCAUGGACUGGUCCCCUUCUGUUACCCACAACCUCCGACCGACUGUGACACAGCGAGAUCAGCCGUCUGUACUGGACGGCCCUCAUCCAUUUCAGGGGCAAAUCCCAGCAGCCCCGAUCCCUCCCGCGUGGAAGCUUCGCACUCAGACUUCGACAAAGCCCAUUGAACAAGUGAUUCAGCCUAAUCCGUUUCACCGUAGCCCUACACAGCCGCAAGGUCAAUGGCAGCAAAAGCAUGCCGGUGCUGAACCAGUGUUCAAAGACCCAAAAUUCUUUCCUCCUCGUGAUCACGAUACAUCUACUGGGCUGGAAACACUGUUUGACCGUGCCUUUAAUUUCCAGCCAGAUGCUUCCCAGGGACCUGGUUGGUCCCAGCAGCCACUGAACCAGGGCUCUACGCGUCUCGAUGAGGCUCAAAGUCAUUUCUUUUAUGGGUGCCUACGACUGGUUCUACUAGUCAGCUUCAUCAGCGCAUGGACAAUCUCUCAGAAUCACCAGGUCUUGAUUCCAGGAAAUUAUGUGGAGAUCGCUGCCCUAGGUGCGGCAAGCCUUGUUGCGGGAUUCGCAUUGAUAACUAUGCUGAAACGUCCUCUUGUGCAAUGGAAUGGCAUGGAGAUCUUGAUUUCUAUCACUGAACUUGGCGUCGCUGUUCACAUGGGAGCGCAUUUGCCCACAGUUUCGCUUAAUCGGGACUACUUCGAUCGCUACGGCAAACUACUCCUGGUUUUCAUGGCGGCGCAGGAAACUAUGAAUGUAUUCUCCUUCUACAAUAAGGCCAGGUCAGAAAGCCGCCAGCACAUAGUAUCUGGAUCGCCACAGUCGCAGCCAGAAUCCCCACAUCACAGCCAAUCGGGUGCUCUUGACUGGCACGCAGGUCAAUCUUCAUCCAAGUCUACACCUGAACCUCGAGUCAGCAGUCCCCCUGUGCACCGAUCAUUUGAGUCACAACCACUCGCUCCUUCACUUUCAUUUGGCGAUACCGAUGAAGCCUCUAGUUUCUCUUCGGCAUUACCUUCCGUGCCACAGUAUGGGCUUACUACAUCUCGAUCUGCUCAGCCAUUCUCCGUUGCCAAUCAGAGCGGCUUUAACCAAGACAGAAACCCACAUAGUUUUACCAUGGAAUCUCUAAAGCAAAUCGACCCCCUGUCUGAUUAUGAGCGAGACUCGGACAGCGAGACUAUAGCUACAACUACAACCGCCGCCACAAAUUUCACAAACCGCAACAUUCGGUAUGGGAAUCAUGCCGGUCUGGGUUCCAACCCCUUCUACUCGCCCCGACGGACUGGUCUUGGAUCAGGCAUCGGUGGCUUGAGUUUGGAUGAUGAUCCUACUCCUCGCCGCAUGACUCGUAGCCAGACCCAGCGUGGGCUGCUUGGUCGGCGUCCAGCUAACUACGUCCGAUGA
Molecule: messenger RNA, 2664 nt
Organism: Penicillium coprophilum
Lineage: Eukaryota; Fungi; Ascomycota; Eurotiomycetes; Eurotiales; Aspergillaceae
Exons: 3
Coding region: 1-2664 (887 amino acids)
Biological process (GO): nuclear inner membrane organization
Cellular component (GO): microtubule organizing center attachment site; nuclear inner membrane; mitotic spindle pole body
Source: RefSeq, a predicted model, not a curated record